AUGCAUCGCACCUAUUCUAUGCGCCAGACGCGCAUGCCGACCGCGUCGCAAAUUGAGAACCCGCCUCCGCCGUUGUCGUCGACCAAGGCCAACAGAUGGAUCGGUAAAGGUGGCUUCGGUCAUGCUUUGCGGAAAAAUACCGCCGGAGCCUUCGGGCCAGACCUCGCCAGGAAGCUCGCCCAGCUGGUCAAGAUGGAGAAGAACGUCAUGCGCAGCAUGGAGAUGGUAGCCAAGGAGCGCAUGGAGACUGCGCAACAACUCUCCAUCUGGGGUGAGAACUGCGAUGAGGAUGUGUCGGAUAUCACUGAUAAGAUCGGCGUUUUGCUCUACGAAAUUGGUGAGCUGGAGGAUCUUUACGUCGACCGCUACGACCAGUACCGCGUCACCAUCAAGAGCAUCCGCAACAUUGAGGCUUCCGUCCAGCCCAGCCGUGAUCGCAAGCAGAAGAUCACCGAUGAGAUCGCCAAGCUCAAGUACCGCGACCCCAACUCUCCUCGGAUCGUCGUCCUGGAACAGGAACUGGUUCGCGCCGAGGCUGAGUCCCUCGUUGCGGAGGCUCAGCUGUCCAACAUCACGCGUGAGAAGCUCAAGGCGGCCUUCCAGUACCAGUUCGAUGCCCUUCGCGAGCACAGUGAGAAGGUUGCUCUCAUCGCUGGCUACGGCAAGCAUCUGUUGGAUCUUGUUGACGACACUCCGGUCACUCCGGGUGAGACUCGCGCCGCCUAUGACGGAUACGACGCCAGCAAGGCCAUCAUCCAGGAUUGCGAGGAGGCGCUCGCCAACUGGGUGAGCUCCAAGGCGGCGGUCAAGUCCAGCAUGUCCACCCGGACCCGCACUCUCUCCCAGCGUCACCGCGAGAGCCUCAAGUCCCGCGAGGGAGUCGACCUUUCCGCUCAGGACCAGCCCAUGCGGGGCGACCGGGACUCGUGGGUGGCUGCGGACCAGCACGCCGCCUCGUACCAGCACGAGGUGGAGGACGGUGAAGAGAUGGACGAGCGACGAGAAGAGCCGGUCGGUGUCUAA
Molecule: messenger RNA, 1023 nt
Organism: Aspergillus terreus NIH2624
Lineage: Eukaryota; Fungi; Ascomycota; Eurotiomycetes; Eurotiales; Aspergillaceae
Product: Eisosome component PIL1/LSP1 family protein
Exons: 4
Coding region: 1-1023 (340 amino acids)
Biological process (GO): eisosome assembly; negative regulation of protein kinase activity; endocytosis
Cellular component (GO): plasma membrane; eisosome filament
Molecular function (GO): lipid binding
Source: RefSeq, a predicted model, not a curated record